GGACAACGUACGACGGCAUCGUUUUUAUUAUAAUUCAUUCAUUCAUUCAUCACUAAUUCUAUACUCUGUGAGUAGAUCCAACUGACAAACAAAAUGGCCAAAAUCAUCCUGUCCGUCAAUGCAGGCUCGUCGUCUGUCAAGAUGACGUUCUACAGAUCCCAGAACCCUCCAGUGCCGAUCGUAGACGCUCAAGUCUCGGGAAUAACAUCGCCGCCACAGACACUCAAAUACAGCAAGAGUUCCGGCGAUAAAAAGGAGAAGCUCGAUGAGACCCUCGAUACCCCGCCCAAAGCAUUCAAGUACUUGUUAGAGCGAUGUCUGUCUGAUGCGGAGAUCUCGGAGAUAGCGAACGUCGACGAUUUGGCCUGCAUCUGCCACAGAGUAGUACAUGGCGGAGACUAUACAGAGGCGAUUGUGAUAGAUGACUCGACGUACCAUCGUUUGGAGGAGAUUGAGGACCUGGCCCCGCUACACAACUUCUCAGCUCUAGAAAUCAUUCGCACAUGCCGAAAAGAGUUACCCAACGUGAAAAACAUUGCGCAUUUUGACUCGGCCUUCCACCGGAGCCUACCACUACAUGUUCGCACGUACCCCAUCGACCAGGAGGUCGCAGAGAAGAGAGGAUUGCGCAAGUAUGGAUUUCAUGGAAUCAGCUACUCGUUCAUUCUUCGAUCAGUCGCGCAGUUCCUCGGCAAGCCGAAGGAACAAACAAAUCUUAUCGUCAUGCAUAUCGGGAGCGGAGCAUCGAUUUGUGCUAUCAAGGAUGGGAAGUCUAUAGAUACCUCCAUGGGACUGACCCCCUUAGCUGGACUGCCGGGGGCCACUCGAAGUGGCGAUAUUGACCCUAGUCUCGUAUUCCACUAUACAAGCAACGCUAGUAGUCUCAGUCCUGCAAGCACGAAAGAAAUGCACAUCAGCACAGCAGAAGAAAUUCUCAAUAAGAAAUCCGGCUGGAAAGGGCUGACAGGUACCACGGACUUUGCGCAAAUAGCAGUCGAGAACCCACCGACGGAAAACCACAAGCUCGCCUUUGAUAUCGUCGUUGAUAGGAUAUCCGGAUAUUUAGGCAACUACUACGUCAAGCUCCAAGGCCAGUUGGAUGCAGUAGUGUUUGCCGGUGGUAUUGGAGAGAAGAGCGCCCUGCUACGUCGAGCGGUUACUCAACAAUGCAACUGUCUUGGAUUCGACGUUGAUCUGGAGAAGAAUGAGAAAGGGAUUGCCAACGACAAUUCAGUGACCGAUGUCACCAAGUCGGACAAGGGGCCGCGAGUUUUGAUAUGUCAAACGGAUGAACAGUUCGAGAUGGCUUACCAUACCCUUGAGGAGCUGAAGAUGGUGUGAAACGUUUCCUACUUGGCGGUGAUUUCAGCAAGGCGUGUAGUACAUAAUCUUGGAUACUUAUUGUGCAAUUUGAACUUGGCCAUAGAUGAAUAUCCGAGAAUCAUAUUCUCGACUUUGCCUGGCACCCAUUCAUUCAAACCCACGCCAUUGGGAGUAUGCACAGUGUUACCAACUCCCAGUCAAUUUCCCGAAUUGGAACAUGUUUCGGAUUCAGCUCUCUUUACCACCACCUUGAAAUCGGGCUAUAAAAUACACUUUC
Molecule: messenger RNA, 1600 nt
Organism: Talaromyces stipitatus ATCC 10500
Lineage: Eukaryota; Fungi; Ascomycota; Eurotiomycetes; Eurotiales; Trichocomaceae
Product: acetate kinase, putative
Exons: 6
Coding region: 94-1341 (415 amino acids)
Biological process (GO): acetate metabolic process; phosphorylation
Molecular function (GO): acetate kinase activity
Source: RefSeq, a predicted model, not a curated record